AUAACAUCAUCGGCGAAGGGCACGAAGCGGUGCUCCUCGAGCUCACUCCGCACCGCAGCCAUGGCGACCGCCACCUCCACGCUCUUCUCCCUCUCCUCCCUCUCCGCCUCUCUCCCUUCCCCCGCGCAGCCAGCCCCGGCGUCUCUCUCCCUCCGCGCCGUCUCCCCGCGGGCCCGCCUGUCCGCCUCCUACGCCGCCUUCCCCAUCGGUGGGAUCGGGGCAUGGGCGGCGGCGACGCCGGCGUCGUCGGGGAGGUGGAGGAGGAGGGGACUGGAGGUGGUGUGCGAGGCGGCCAAGACCGGCACCGCGACCGGGAGGCGCCCGGACUCGGUCAAGAAGAGGGAGCGGCAGAACGACCGGCACCGCAUCCGCAACCAUGCACGCAAGGCCGAGAUGCGCACCAGGAUGAAGAAGGUUUUGAAAGCCCUUGAAAAGCUGAGAAAGAAAGCUGAUGCCACACCUGAAGAUAUCAUUCAAAUAGAGAAAUGGAUUUCUGAGGCAUACAAAGCCAUUGACAAGACAGUGAAGGUUGGCGCCAUGCACAGGAAUACUGGUAACCAUCGCAAGUCCCUUCUUGCGAGGAGGAAGAAGGCCAUCGAGAUACUCCGUGGUUGGUAUGUUCCAAACGCUGAACCUGCUGCUACCAGCUAGUCUAUUGACAAAUCGUCUUCAGGAAUUCGCAGCAGAUUCAUUGUCAACACGUCUUGCCAAUUUUGGACAUGCAUAUGUUGUUUAAGGAAUUAAAUAGCUUUGUUAUAUUCUCUCCAUUCCAAGCGAUGUGUAUACCUUUGGUCCAUGUUAUGUGUUCAUGUUCUUGCUCUGGAAGCCUUGAAACAGAACUGGGCCAAUACUUUUCUCCCACUUCUGUUAUCCUUCACAUCAGUGUUGUAAAAUGACAAGCUGAAAUAUUUUUUUUCUAUGGUAAGGAUGUUUUCAAAGUAA
Molecule: messenger RNA, 942 nt
Organism: Oryza sativa Japonica Group (Japanese rice)
Lineage: Eukaryota; Viridiplantae; Streptophyta; Magnoliopsida; Poales; Poaceae
Source: RefSeq, a predicted model, not a curated record